AUGUCUCUGAAACGUCCUCGCACAGUAUUCGAAUCGAAUGGGAAAGAUGACAGAGCCCCGUUCGUCUGGUAUGGAACGCCAACUCGCGACACGAUCAGUGACCACGGGAAGUACAUUCCCUUGUACAAGCAGGAAGUGAGAGACGACCGCGGUAGGAAGCGCCUUCACGGUGCCUUCCGGGGCGGGUGGAGUGCAGGAUUCUAUAACACUGUCGGUUCAAGAGAAGGAUGGGCUCCUUCUCAGUUCAUUUCGAGCCGCGCCAACCGUCAUAGUGAUUCUUCGAAGCCGCACCCGAAAGCUCCCGAGGAUUUUAUGGACGAGGAGGAUCUUGCCGAAGCCGCAGAGGCCCAACAGCUUCGUACAGCUGAAGCAUUUACCGGAGUUGGACAAGAGAGCCAUUCCAGAACAUCAAGGCGUGGUCUUGUGGGUCUUCUCAGAGGAAAGAAUGAUACGAUGGGCGCCGUUCUCUUAGGGAAAAUGGGAUGGAAGGAAGGCCAAGGCGUUGGACCGAAGGUUCGUAGGAAAGUUUGUCUUGGUCUAGACGGAUCUAGCAACGAUAUUCUCCCUCGGGGAGUCUCCGAUACCUACCUUUUCUCGCCCAAGGAUAUUUCCCCCGUCUCAUCAUACAGAAAGCCUGACCGCAGCGGUGUCGGCCAUGGAAUUCAUAUACUAUCACCAAGCUCGCACCCACCUCUCCGUCGCGGCCACAAUGUAAACCGGAUUGAGGACGAAAAUUUAUUUAGUCCUACUGCCUUCGUGCAAAAGGCGCAGGGUGACGCGCCCUUCGCCCGGGGUGGCAUUGGGACAGGUAUCUCAGACGAUAGUGAUUCCGAACACGAGGACAUUGGCCCCAGCAAGUCUAUCAAAGUGGCAGGUCAUGAUAGGCUGUCGCCGUUGACAGGUUUCAUCUUCCGACCAUCGAAGUACUCGGACACGAAUUAUCCCUACGCCCCAUUCCACUACCCACAACCCCUAAUUAUUCCAAAGUCAUGGGACGCCACCCGGUGGGCGGUGGCGCAACCGUGCUCUGCUCGGUCACGUCCUUCUGCCGAUGCCCCAUUUUCGACGCCUCGCGAUUCCAACGCCAGAGCACAGAUGCUGGGAGAGUCGCGGCUUCCUGGCAGAUCCGUCUUCGACUACAUGACCGCUACUACCAGAGACAGACUCGUCGCCAUAACGAAGAAUAGAGACCUACCAGCAGCAGGCGAGGUGCUCCCUAGGACCCAAGCGAAUCACGUCCUGCGGGAGAGGUCACCACCUGCGAAAAGGUGGGCACCUCAUCUUAGCCAGGAGGUAGCUAGGGCUGCUCUCGCCAGGGAUCGGGUGGGGAGUGGCCCGUAUAUGGCUAACCCUGGGAAGCGGGCAAGGUAUCAUCAAUUCCUUUCCUACAGUUGCGGGCUUCUCGCGGAAAUGCCCUCCAGACCAGAGGACAUGAGUCAGGUAGACUUCGCACAAGAACUGGAAGAGUUCGCGAAGUGUGCGGAAAUAUUCAAGCCCAUGGUUGGCCCCAUAGCCUCGCGCUUCACGACCUCAUCAGUAUCCGCCCCAAUGCCGGCAAGUCAGUCAACGAACCCAUCACAAGGGACUGAAGUUGAUUUACAGGAUACUGCCUUUGACGCAGCUAAGCUAGGUAUGUUUGGUAUCGCAACUCGGUCUCGAGCUUUAUUCACCCCUCAGCAAUUACUGUGUAAACGUUUCAAUGUGAAACCACCAACCCAAGCCAAGGGCAAUACCCAGGAAUCUCGAGCCCAAGAGCCGAGGCCGGAUGCCAUGAUAGCCGUUAAGCCAUCCUCGGCACCAAGUGCCAGUCAGUCUAUGGCCGACGCGCCCGGCAGUACGAAAGAUUCAAUCGUGUUCCGCCCUCCCACGCAAGUUUUCACCGCAAUAUUCGGCGAUACAAGCGACGAAGAUGCCGCUAUUGUUUAG
Molecule: messenger RNA, 1926 nt
Organism: Scedosporium apiospermum
Lineage: Eukaryota; Fungi; Ascomycota; Sordariomycetes; Microascales; Microascaceae
Exons: 3
Coding region: 1-1926 (641 amino acids)
Biological process (GO): mRNA processing
Cellular component (GO): nucleus
Molecular function (GO): RNA binding
Source: RefSeq, a predicted model, not a curated record